Molecule: messenger RNA, 1261 nt
Organism: Aedes aegypti (yellow fever mosquito)
Lineage: Eukaryota; Metazoa; Arthropoda; Insecta; Diptera; Culicidae
Exons: 2
Coding region: 153-1100 (315 amino acids)
Source: RefSeq, a predicted model, not a curated record
CGUAGUUUAUGGACAGCCCCUCGGCGGGGCUUAUCACCGUCAACCAAUGUGGCCGAUUACGCUAACCUGCUUCGACACGAAAACAUCGCAGCCUAAGCUACGUGGGCUGUUUGAAGCUUCCUUGCAGUGCUACCUACAGUUUCAAAACAACGAUGGACGCACUCGAACGGAAACUGAUUGACGAAUUCUUGGCAUCGAAUGUCGCCGUGCAGGUUCAGGAAAGAUUCAAAACCCAAGCUGCUCGGUUGAUAGCGGCCGGUGAGAAAUACGGUUUGGUGUUGACGGACAGCGUGUUCACGGCAGCCACCAGACAGCAGGUGUUCGAAUUCCUGGGUCAUGUCGUCAACUUGUCCGCGAGUAGAAGUGUUCAAGCUUUGGAGGGCGAUCAGCUUUUGGAUGUUCGGACGGAGCCUCUGCAGAAGUUGACAAAUGAAAUGGCUGCCCUCCACCUGUCGGUAAUUCCUAUGAUUCUGGUGUCACUGGAAGCCGACCGAAGGUACUGCUUGAAGGAAUCGAUUGUGGUAAAAGUGGCCACAAGAGCUGGAGACAUAAGCUACAUGGAUCUGGAUGGACGGUGUUUCACACAACUGGAGCCUUUUUUGCAGAAGACGAAGCUUCCGUUCGGGAUUCUUUGCCACUUGGAGCCAGAUAGCGUUUUGGACGUGGAGAAUCAUCGAUUGGCAAUGAAGUUCAAGGUAGUUGGACGGCAGUUGAUGGUUCAGAGCGUUGCGGACGGAUUGCUGACGGCAUUCAAUAUAGUGGGCAGUUUGGCGUUGAUUGUCACUUCUGGCUUCUGGAUCACGGCGAUUGGAUUGUUGACCGCUGGGACGAGCAUCUACCUCAUAAUGAGAGGUGUAAUGGGAUUUCUUGAGAUAUAUCGCCAAGGUCAAAUGCGAGGGCAACGGUUCACAAUGUUCAAUAAUUUACUGCUUACGGUUUUCAACAUUGCAUCGCUCGUGUUCGUCAGCCUUCCGUACAGCAUUGGAACCAUGGCGCUAAAAGACUCGUCAAAAUUCUUCCUAGUUCUUUGUGCCUUCGUUGAUAUUUGGUGGUUGGUAAUGAGGCGACCAAUGCACACUCGAGGAUGGGUAGAUGUGUGAAAACGGUGAUGCCCAGUGACGAAUUCCGAAUAUAGAUUUAGGUUUAUUAAAUUUGACAGACUAGAUGCUUAUCAGUAGUAGAUAAAUAUAAAUCUUUUGAACAUUUAUUCAUGCUUUUCCAAUCAUAAAGUGAAACUUACAAAUAAAAUUUUCAAAUUCAA